Molecule: messenger RNA, 2330 nt
Organism: Spodoptera litura
Lineage: Eukaryota; Metazoa; Arthropoda; Insecta; Lepidoptera; Noctuidae
Product: acid phosphatase type 7-like
Molecular function (GO): acid phosphatase activity; metal ion binding
Source: RefSeq, a predicted model, not a curated record
AAUCAAAAGUGACAUUUACGACUGAUUGCUAUGAGCGAGGCGAUGUUUAUAGAAUUUGAAACCAAACAAAGGCCAAUUAGUAAUUAAUUAUACGUUUCGAAGCGAAGAACAGUUUAUCACAGUAUCCCUAUGUUAUUGUAAAAUAUCUGUCGUAUAUGUUAAAGGAAAUAUCUACUGUUUUAUAUUUAAAGUAUCGAAUAUGAAGAUAAUAAUAAUUUCCAUGUUAUUGGGGAUAUGUUGGGCCAGAAAGUUGCAAAUUCGAGAGGCAGGACCUACCUAUGUAUGUUCUCACUGCCAACCAGAACAGAUACAUAUUGCCUUUGGAGAAAAAGUAAAUGACAUUGUGGUAACAUGGUCGACGUUCAACGACACGCAGGAGUCGCGCGUGCAGUACGGAGUGGGUAUCAUGGACAAGGAGGCGAUUGGCUCUAGCAAACUGUUCAUAGACGGAGGCAAGCUCAUGCGCAGCCAGUACAUACACACCGUCACUUUGAAGGACCUUAAGUUUAACACAAGAUAUGUGUACCACGCGGGCUCUGUGUACGGCUGGUCGGAGGAGUUCUCGUUCCACACGCCGCCUGCAGGUGAGGACUGGCCCGUGCGCGCUGCCAUCUACGGAGACAUGGGUAACAAGAACGCACAUUCUCUAUCCUACCUCCAAGACGAGGCUCAACGUAAUCACUUCGACAUGGUGCUCCACGUGGGAGACUUCGCUUACGACAUGGACUCCAAUAACGCGCUGGUCGGAGACGAGUUCAUGCGACAAAUACAGCCACUGGCCGCCAUCGUGCCUUACAUGACCUGCCCUGGAAACCACGAACAGGCAUACAACUUCAGUAACUACGGAGCUCGCUUCACGAUGCCCGGCCCGGACUCGACUCUGUUCUACAGCUUCGACCUGGGCCCAGUGCACUUUGUGUCCAUCUCUACUGAAGUAUAUUACUUCACACACUACGGACUGAAGCUCAUCGUCAACCAGUACAAUUGGCUCAGGGAGGAUCUUGCGAAGGCCAAUCUACCGGAGAACAGACGGCGUCGGCCGUGGCUGGUGGUGAUGGGGCACCGGCCCAUGUACUGCAGCGAGUCCAACGACAUCGACUGCAGCUGCGAGUAUACGAGGACUGGACUGCUCGGCGUCUAUGGCCUGGAGCCCCUCCUGAUGGAGUUCGGAGUGGACCUGGUGAUCUGGGCGCACGAGCACUCGUACGAGCGGACCUGGCCGCUCUAUGACAACAAGGUCUACAACGGAUCCUAUGACAAGCCCUAUGUUAACCCUGGAGCUCCAGUGCACAUCAUUACUGGGUCGGCUGGUUGCCAGGAGGCUACUGAUCCCUUUAGACCGGACCCGAUGUCGUGGUCCGCGUUCCGCAGCAGUGACUACGGGUACACGCGCCUCGUCGCGCACAACAAGACGCACGUCUACAUGGAGCAGGUGGACGUGGAUCUGAAGGGCAAAGUAAUCGACUCGUUCUGGCUCGUCAAGAAUCAGCACAAACCUUACAACAUCAAACAUUAAACAAUAAAAAUACAAUUACUCUAGUUUGACAUCAAUUAAAUACUAUAGCUAUGUUAGUUCAUUGGUGAUCUAAAUGAGGCUAGAAUAAAUAGAGCUAGGGAUGACCAUAUCAUUAAACUUUUCUAAGGAGGUUUUAUUUCUCAAUGUGACUGUGAUUUGAAUGUUUGAUGUAUGUAUGUAUGAAUACAUUGAAGUAUUAAUAAUCUCAUUUAUUAUGAACUUUUAGUAUUAAUACUAAUGUGAUAUUUUUUACAGAACAUUUUCCAAAAUUGUUAUAUUUACAUCAUGUCUUGUGUAUGUUUGUACAAGUGUUUUGUUCGUACAAAUAAAUUACGUUUUGAAUACAAUUAUGAAUAGUUUUAGUGUUUAGAAAUUAUGAAAAAGUAGAGGUGUAGAAUGCUCUGUUAUCCCUUUUAGUUUUGUAUUCAUAAUAUAAUCGACUUAUGAUAGUAAUUUUAUGAAUUGUAAAAUAUUUUUUAUCAUAUUUCAUAUAGAAUUAAUUAAUUAAAUAAAUAUUCCAUGUACAACUUUUGUUUCAUUUUAAUUGGAUUAUCACACCAGUCACAAGACAUCCGAUUAGAAGCGAUUUGCAUCCAACGGGUCAAUGCGACCUUAAGUGAUAACACUGAAGUCAUUUUGAAGGUACAACGUAAUGAAGGCAAACCCGUUUGUCCUUAGCAGAUGCCGAAAUGUAGCUCAAGAUCCGAUGUCCUCCGUCAUUCUAGCUGUCAGCAAAAAUCUGUGAAAUGGUUUGACUCGAAGUUUUCUAUUGGAUAAAAACGUUAGCUCUCAUUGAUAUCUUCAGAAGACUACC